Molecule: messenger RNA, 6044 nt
Organism: Vespula pensylvanica (western yellowjacket)
Lineage: Eukaryota; Metazoa; Arthropoda; Insecta; Hymenoptera; Vespidae
Exons: 1
Coding region: 38-5590 (1850 amino acids)
Biological process (GO): regulation of transcription by RNA polymerase II
Molecular function (GO): RNA polymerase II cis-regulatory region sequence-specific DNA binding; DNA-binding transcription factor activity
Source: RefSeq, a predicted model, not a curated record
UAUAGAUUCUCACAAAGAUUUUACAAAAGAAAGUAAUAUGAGCACAGAAAUUGAAUUAAAUUCAUGUAUUUUACCAUCAAACUAUGAACAACCUAAAAAUCCAAAAGUGCUUUUAGUGAAAUUAGAAAAAUUGGGAAUUUCUCUUAAAGAACAAAAUAUAGUUUCAAAAGUAGAACAUUCAAUAGCACAAUAUAUUGAUUACUCUAAAAUAAAUUUCUUUAAUCAUUCCAGUAAUGUACUUGCUCAUAAUAGUGAAGUUAGUAGUGCGAUUAGUGAAUGUAUUAAUGAAGCUUUAGCAAAAUUGAAUCCUUUUGAAAAAGAAGUAAUGAUCAAAUAUCUUUUAUCCAAACAUGCUAAAUCAAAUGCAUUAACUAUACAAUUAGAACAAAACUCUUCUUCUUCAAAAAGGAUUUUACAGGAUGUAUAUAAUUUAGAAAAAUUUUCAGAGAUAUUUUCAUGUGAAAAGUCUAAUGUAUGGUUAAAAUCAACAGAAAACAUGAAAUAUCCAGAAAUAUGUACAUCAUCAAUAUAUGAAGUAGAAGGAACAUCUAAUUUAUCAAAACUACCACAGAUUAUUCAGGAUGAAAUUAUCUCCCCACAAAGGAUGAUAUUAAAAACACAUUUACAAAGAUACCUACAAAGAUUUUCCAGAAAUUCUUCUCUAGCAGAAGUUAACUCAAUGACUGUGUCAGAUGAAAUAUUAAAAAGAAGUUCAAAAUUAAAGGAAAUUCAGAUAUUACCACUACUGAUUACAGAACAGAAUAUUUCUCCAAAAAAAUCUAACGAGACGUUAAAAUUAAUAAGUGCAAUUGAUUAUGAAAAUAUAACAAUUCUACAAAAUAACGAAAGAACUCUGAUUGAUAAUGACAAACAAAAUGUAUUACAAAAGAAUACAGAUCAAGGAUUAAGUCGUAUAGAAGAUUUACUACCACAGUUCAUUGUUGAUAAAAGUUCUAGUGUAAACAACAUAACAAAUGAAUCAAUAAUCUCCGUGUUAAAAGAGACUGCUACAGAUGGCAUACCUGUAAAUAAUAAUAGUAUUUCAACUGAAUCAUCAAUAUUAUAUGACGUAAAAAAGAGCACAAAAUAUAUAGGUUUAUCAAAUGAAACGUCAGUAAAUAACGAUUCUAGAAAAGUAAUUUCGGAUAGUGAUAUAACAAAAAUAGAUGUUAAUGAUAUAAACGUACCAAAAAGUGUGCAAAUAGAAGAAAUUCAAUCAAAAAUUAAUACAUCAGAUAAUCCUUUUUUUUAUGAAUGUAUUGCAUGUGGAUUAUUUUUCCCAGAAUUUAAAAUACUUCAAUCACAUCUAAAGAAAUGCUUGAAGAAAGAAAGAAAUAGUGUAAAUGAUAACGAUACGAUAUUUAAUAGAUCUAAAGGUGUGAAUAUUUUUGAGAAUUCAAAAUGUGAUGAUAUACCAGAAUUGAAUUCAUUGAUACACCAGCAAGAAUCUUCUGCUCUUGGUAAUAAUAGUACAAUAUUGUCAACAUUUUUGAUGUUUCCCUCAAUUUCUCCCAUCUCUAAAUCUAAAAUAAAAAAAAUUAAUCAUGAUAUUCGACAAAAGGACAAACGUGCACGUCGUAAACUAUUACAAUACAAUAAUAAAAAUACUCGAUGUACUGUCUGUUCAGAAGUAUUUGAUUCAAUGAUAAGUCUCUCAAAACAUAUUUAUGGCCAUACUGAAAAAGAGUUGCAAAAAGCAUAUGAAAUUGCCAAAAGAAAACAAAGAUGGAAAAGUGCAAAUGACAGCGAUGGUGAAAGAACUGAUAUGAAUACAAUUGAUUCAAGUGAAAAAACACAAACCAGUGAAUCUUCAAGUACAUUACUCAUAGAUAGUACAACAGUUGAAUCAUUGCAGACUAUUCUAGAAAAUAAGAAAGAUGGAAAUACAGAAAAUAAAAUUAUUUCAAUGGAAAAAAUGAAACAAAGUGAAUCGAAAGAAAUAACAAAUUCUUUGGAUCCAUUAGCAAUAGAAACUAAUAAACAUGUAUCAAUGAAAAUUUCUACAGCUUGUGAAACAAAAUCAAUUAAAUUUUGUGCAUGUCAUAAAAAUGAAUUUGGAAACAAAACAUCUAUUGAAUUAGUUUUACUUUGUAAUAUUUGUAAUAUUUUAUUUCAAACAAGGGAGUGUUUUGAAGCCCAUUUUGAAAAUGUGGAAACAUACUUGUGUAAUGCUAAACGAUUAACUAGUAGAGUACCAAAAUUGUAUUGCAGUGUUUGUCAAGUAGUAUUGUAUUCUUUUAUUGGUAUGCGUCAACAUAUGGAAAAUCAUUUAAAAAAUUUUCCAAGUAUCAAACUGUUUUGUCAUGUCUGUAAGGUACGUUUUAUCGGUAUGGGUCCUAUAUUUAAUUUACACUGGUUUAAUCACACAAGAAAUAUUUGUUAUGUAGCUUCAGCUUCAAAUUUUCCAAAAAUAUCAAUAGUGGAUCCGACCAGUGAGAUAUGGUCAAUUAUUACUUCAGAUCAGUUCAAGUAUCUUAUAGUGACAGAACACGUUUGCAGUAUUUGUAAUGCACAGUGCUUUUCAAAGAAUCAAUUAAAAUAUCAUAUGUCAUUUUGUACAGAAAGUUCAGUUUCAAAGUUAUCUAGCAUAAUAUCUACAAAUAAUCACGAAAAUGAAGGUAUUCAAUCGGAAUUGAACUUGCGUUUGUUUUGUAAUAUUUGCAAUCUCACAUUUUCACAAAAAUCUUUAUAUGAAAAGCAUGUUGCAAAUCACAAAAGUAAUUUGCAAUCACAGUACAUUUAUUUGUCAGAAACAGAUGUAAAAAGAACGUAUAUUUGUAAUAUUUGUGCGAACAUUUACGAAAACCUAAAGGAAUUCAUGAUGCAUUGGCAAGAUCAUAACAUGGUACAUGAAACUUUCAUGUGUAAUCAAUGCAAAAAAAGUUUCUUCAAUCUGGAAACAUACAUAGAACAUUCAAAGCAAUGUAAUAUAUCGAUAAUAAACGUAGCAAACACUUCCUAUCAAGAGAUUUAUCACAAAAUGGAUUUUACUUGUAAGAUUUGUAAUUUAACUUUUGACUCAGACAGAACUUUAUGUCAACAUACUAGUAUUCAUCAUGAAAAGUUUCCAAAUUUGAAUACAAUUCCCUCAAAUAAUGCAUGCAACGAUUUAAACUUACAAAAAAUUUCUUUGAUAUAUCCGACAGAAUUAGAGCGUGAUUUGAUAGCACCUAUCAUUCACACUACUCAUUCAAUUGAUGAAAUAACGACGAACAGCACAGCUCCUGUAAACAAGAGUAUAUUUGAAGUACCUGAAAACAACAAUUCUACAAUCAACCAGUCAAUUGAUUCAUUGAAAUUAUCAACAAAUUCUGGAUCAGUAGAAUCUAGUACUGUUGAUAAAAAUUUAGAAAAUCUUUCAUCUGUCAGCGAUACAGAAAUCGACGACUUGAACGCAACCAAAAUUAAUAAUUUUAUGGGAAACAAUAGACCGUCUGUUCUUAUGAAUAAAUCGGAAAAGGAGGAAAACACAACUGCUAUAAAUAAUAGUUUGGAUAAGUAUGAUAAUAGAAAAGAUUUAAACAACAGAAACACAGUGAUAGUUAAAUCACCUGACUUGAAAAAGAAUGAUGUUCUUGAUAAUCCUCUGCCAUCUGAAAAUAUUGAUAUAAAUGAAAAAGAAGAUGAUGUUAUACUGAUCGAACCUAAUAUUUUAAAGGAAACCGUAAAACCAACAACGAGUCUCCAAUCAAAUAAUUCUACUGAAAAGAGUGAAGAGCCGAUACAGACUAAGAAAUAUUUACGCGUAAAGAAUAUCUCAGAAUUGAUAGACCAAAACAAAAAAUACAAUUUUUACAAUAUAAAUGACCAAGAUGGAAAUACCAACAUUCCAACGUCUUCAUCUAUGGCCAUGAAUUUGUCAAAUCAAAAACAGACUAAGAAGUCAAACGUCAAACCACAUAAAAAUAAAAAAUCAUCAAAUGACCAACAGAAAUCUGUAAAGACUACUUCAGGUGCGAAAGUUUAUAAAAUGAUCAUUAUAGAUCACUCACCUACUAAGAAACAAGCGGCUUAUGUUCCUUAUUACGAAUCAGAGAGGCCGAAACAGAGCUUUGUUGUACCACCAGCAUCAGUACAAAGAACAACGCCAAUACCACAAUCAGCACAAGGAGCAAAUAUGCUAGCACACAAUAUGCCAAUACUAGCACUACAAUUAGCACAAAAUACAUCUCUAAUAGCAACACCAGAAUCAGCACAAAAAGAAAUACCAACACUAAUACCACAAUUAGCACAAAAAGCAACAUCAGCAUCAACACAAAUACUAGCACUACAAUCAGCACAAAAAGUAACACAAAUGCUAAUACCACAAUUAGCACAAAGAGAAACACCAACAUCACCACUACAAUCAGCACAAAGAGAAACAUUAACACUAGCACCACAAUUAGCACAAAAAGCAAUAUUAAUACCAACACAAACACUAGCACCACAAUCAGCACAAAAACCAACACCAACAUUAGCAUCACAAUCAGCACAAAAAGUAACAUUAACACCACCACUAAAAUCAGCACAAAGAGAAACAUUAACACCAGCAUCACAAUUAGCACAAACAGAAAUAUCAAUACCAACACUACAAUCAGAACAAAGAAUAACAUCAAUACCGCUAUCAUACUCAAUACGAACACCAAUGCCAAUAUUACAAUCAGCAUUAUUAUCAGUACCAUCCCUUAAUGAUUCUUGCACAGCUCCAUUGCAAAUUCCUGAUGCUCAAUAUUCAAAUAUCAAACCACUUACUACAAACUCAUGUCCAAUGAAUCCAAGAAUUACCGCUGCUACAUAUGCUCCAUCGAUAAUUAGAGAACCACAAAAUAUGACUCAAAAUCGAAGCUUGUUAAUUGCUCCAUCGUCAUCGGUUUCGACAAAUUCUUCGACUAAUAAUUACACGAGUAAUACUUAUAUAGCUCAGAGAAAUAACACUGCGUCAAGUAAGACUGCACCUACAUCCAUGAUAUCGAAUUUACAAUCGAUGAAUGAUAUUUCUUACCAAAAUUUAAAGGCAGGACAACCGCAUGAUACUCAUAGUACAAUAAAGCUGCAGAAUGCAGUUCAUAAUAGGUGUAGUAAUAGAUCAACCAAAGUAAUGCCUAUUGUCAGAUCACGGAACAGUAUAAAGUCAUAUAUGAACAAUGGAACCUCUAGUCUUCCAGUGUCAUCUGAUCAAAAUCAUUAUAAUAAUUCUAAUAUCAAGUAUACUUCCAUGAGUGGAGGAAAUUUGACUAUAAUGCAAACGCAAUAUUCUCAGCAAAAUAAUAAUCGGAUAAAUAAUGUAGGUAGUAUACAAAAACAAUCGAAUAAUCCAUUCCAAAUGUCCACUUUCUGUCAGCCAGUUAUUGCGAAUUCCCAUUCUGUGAUGUCCCCUCAACAACCGCUUGUUCAUUAUCAGCCUAACACAAGUGUAGCAAAUUCUCAAUUUGUGCACUCUUUAUAUAUGUGCCAUUUUUGUCCAAAGGUUUCAUACUUUUCAACGGUACAAGAGUUGGAUUAUCACUUGAAUGUUCAACAUAAUUUUUUCUGUAAUAUUUGUAACGAACGUUUGUACACUUCAAACGAUCUCGAUAUUCAUAAGUUACAGCAUGAUUCAUUGUGGUUUUAAAAUAUGUUUCAAAGUUGAAACUUGAACUAUAUCUUCGCAAAUGCGCGAAAAAAUGAAACACGGUAUUGUUAUUUAUUAUGUAAUUGUUUAAGUAAUCAUUGGCAUAAUUAACUUUUAAAAUAACGUUACGAUAAAUUUACUUCAUUUCCACCUUGAUAUAAAUUUUAUAAUUGGCGAUAAUUUUUUUUAUUUAUAUAGUUUUUUUAUUUCUUACUUGUAUAGUUUUUCUAUUCUUUGAAAAUAUUUUUAUAUAAUUUAAAUGAAAGUAUUAUCAUUCCUAAAUAAAAGAGAUAUUUUCAUUCCUCUAUCUUAUAUUCAAUCUAUUGUUUAUUCAAUCAAGUUCAUUCAUUUCAUAAAUUUAUAUUAUUUAAUAUUAUUUACUUGAUCUCUAAGGAAUUCUUAAUUGUCUCUUUUUUUUUUACGAAUCUCUAAAAAGAUAAAUCUUUAAUGUGAU